UGAGCCAGGAGGAUGAAGUUCUAGAGUGUUAAGAUGUGGGGUAAGAAUUCUGGAUCUUCUCCCAAGGAACCUCCCCUCUCAGCUCUGCUUGUCCCAGUGGAGGGACUGGUUCCAAGAUGGCAAGUGGGCAGGCACUGUGAUGACCUGGGGAGGCUACCCCAGGCUCUCAUGGUGGUUCUUAGGGUACCAGGGAGCCUUCUUCACUGCCACCACCACCAGGGGGCUUAGAAUCACAGAAAAGAGAGGUGGGAUGAGGGACAAACCUAGUGAAGGGGGUACAACUCCUCACUCCUGCCCCCCAACCCUGACCAUCACUUCUGAGCCCCAGUCCUAGGCUUCAUCAUGCAAAUGCCACUAAGGAGAAGCUAGUGCAGACCCUCCCUCCAAAGCUGACAGAGCCAGGCUCCUUGUCAUGGCCAGACUACAGGCUGCUUCCUCCGUUGUCAGAGCUGAGCCAAGGAAGGCAGAGGAUGGGGGAAGCUGGGUCAGGUUUCACCAGAAAGAGGGGGGCAUGGGGGACCCACGGAAUGGGACACAGAGGGGAAUUUCUGGACAGAGAAAGUGAAAGCUUCUGGGACCAUAAAUAGGAGGCAGCCGCAGCCUCACACAGGCUUCCACUCACACUCUUUCAAACCCGCUCACAUUCCCCUUCCCACUGCUCCUUCACACUCCUAGCUAAGCCUCUGCCUCACAAGACUCCUGCACACGCCAGAGCUUCACUCCCACUCACCUGCUUGUUGUCAGUCUGCCUCUGUCCAUCCUCCAUGGCACCCUGCACAGCCUCACUACUGGCCCUCAGCUUGCUGGUUCUCUGGACCUCCCCUGCUCUGGGUGGUGCCAACGAUGCUGAAGAUUGUUGCCUGUCUGUGACCCAGCGCCCCAUCCCUGGGAACAUUGUGCGAGCCUUUCACUACCUCCUCCUCAAGGAUGGCUGCAGGGUGCCUGCUGUGGUGUUCACCACAAUGAGGGGUCACCAGCUCUGUGCACCCCCAGACCAGCCCUGGGUGGGCCGCAUCAUCCGGAGACUGCAGAAGAUCACUCCCAAGGCAAGCCUGGCCCUCUCUCCUCCGCAGCCCUGCCUCCUCCAAGUCCCCAUCCAAAACUCCAGCCCAUGACCCUGCUUCUCCUUCCUCCCCCAGAGCAAGAACCACCGCAUUUAGCCCGUUUCAGGCUACUGGGAGCCCUGCGUCCUGGGGAACCAACGGUCAGAGGGAGGACCAGGCCUCCAGCUCCACUGCACCAGGCCUGACCCAGCCAGGGUGGGGCCUGGAUUGCCAAUGUGAGUGUGAGUGUGUGCAAGAGAGUGAGUGUGGCUGGAACACAGGCUUCAUGCCCGGACUGCAUUGUUUCCAAUAAAGCCCAACGGGUACCCACACAUCUGUCUGCUGUCUGCUCUCUGUCCAGGAUGGCAG
This is a messenger RNA of Loxodonta africana (African savanna elephant), 1412 nucleotides long. It is a transcript of the gene CCL19, whose product is annotated as C-C motif chemokine ligand 19. The coding region runs from base 765 to 1115 and encodes 116 amino acids. Gene Ontology annotation, biological process: immune response. The record is from RefSeq and is a predicted model, not a curated record. NCBI's taxonomy places the organism in Eukaryota, Metazoa, Chordata, Mammalia, Proboscidea, Elephantidae. The transcript has 3 exons. Gene Ontology annotation, molecular function: chemokine activity. Gene Ontology annotation, cellular component: extracellular region.